Messenger RNA from Trichoderma aggressivum f. europaeum, 2412 nucleotides. RefSeq lists its product as uncharacterized. The transcript is spliced from 2 exons. The record is from RefSeq and is a predicted model, not a curated record. Bases 1 to 2412 code for a protein of 803 amino acids. NCBI's taxonomy places the organism in Eukaryota, Fungi, Ascomycota, Sordariomycetes, Hypocreales, Hypocreaceae.
AUGGAAGCGGCGCGGAAGUCGAUCGAGGUGCUCAGCCAGCGCAUCCUGCCCGAACGACCCCAUCACCUAGCAUUUCACCCCGAAUGGCGGUUUCGCCCCAGCCACGGUGACGGCAAUUCCUUUGAGGAAUGGCAUCAUCCCCGCCUGCAAUACCUGACGCUCUUGUCCGAAGCCGAUCGCGGCGUCCUCUUCACCAAGUCCGACUAUGACAUGCGUGAGGAGCCGGCCAAACCACUCCCACGCGAGGUCAACGCGCUGGCCAAGGGCGGCGAGAAGAAGAAGCUGUCGCUGAGCGACUACAAGAACAAGAAGACGGGGGCCACGUCGUCCACGUCGCCUCCCGAGCCAUCAAUCGCCAAGAAGAAGGAAAGCGAACGCGCUGGCGAGCUGUCGGCCAGCACGGGGGCCACCUCGGACCCCAGAUCCGCAUCAGAAUCAAAGUCUGCCUCGGAAGCGAGGAAGAUGGACAGGCCCAGGCCGCGAGAAUCAGAUCCGCCCGUCGACGCCAAACAGCGACAGGGUCGCGAACAAGCCGCCGACAUGAGAUUACCUCUUAAACCUCCUACCAAACACCCAUUGCCGCCCCGACCGCCCUCUCCCAAUUCCAAGAAACGCGUGGCUGACCCGGAUGACGAGUCGCGACCCCAGAAGCGAUCCAAGCCGGACGGCACCAAGCACGUCGAUGACCGGGUACAGCACUCCCGCGAUGACGCGCAGAAACGCAAGGAUAAAACAUCCUCGGCAGCUUCCAGGGAUGCACCGUCGCACAAAGACGACAGGCUAUCUGCUUCCGGCUCCAACUCCUCCUCUCUCCCCAAUGGCAGAGCCCUUCUCAAGGGCGCCGUGGGCUCCAGUCGCAACAACACCUCACCUGCACAUCGUCCACGAGGCGAUUCCCUAAAUGGCGUCCGCCCUACCGGUUCGGGAAGCAACCGGGUCACGCCCACCAAAGCCGAAGCAUCACGGUCAACUGUGCCGCCCCUGCUAUCCCCUCUCCACCUCACCUUUGAGGAUCGCGAAGCCGAAGACAGAUCGUUGGCGAAACAAAACAAGAAGAAACCUCGUGACGACUCUAGCGAACGGACCAAGUCGCCUAACCGACAACAUAGAAAGUCCGAGUCCAUAUCAGAGCUCAAGAGACAGAAGUCCCCAGCAAGAAUCCCGCCGUUGCUCUCGCCAACUUUGCCGCCGAUAGUGGAAGCCGCCUUGCAACUUAGAAAGAAAGCAUCGAUGGAGCCGUUGGAAGGCAAGCCCCUCAAGAGCAAAGAUGAGAGAGAGAAGGAGCCGCCACUGCCGCCCAAGAAGAAGAAGCCCGUGGUUGAUUACUCUGAUGACGAGGACGAACCCCUUCAGCAAAAGUUACGGAAGUCGCUCAUUGUCAAACUGAAAGUGCCCAAGAAACUGCGACGAGACUUUAAACGCAUUCUAGCCCUGUCAUCUUCCACGGCAGCCCGCAAGGAGUUGCAAGCGCAAAACCAAGAGCAUUCCACUGCACCAGAAGACUCUAUCCAGCCUCCGCCCGCGCGGAAACGGCCUGUUGCCCCUGACACGGCGGCAUCGUCAGAAAGCACCGCACAAAAGAAACCCAAGGUCCCUGAGAUUCCCAGCUCGUCUCGCUUGCCCGCUCCGACUACACCAUCCAAAAAGGGAGCCACCAACAUGUCGCGCGUCAGCUCUAGCAACUCGCUGGCCCAAACUCCCGGAGACACCGUCAACGCUACUCCAUCCGCCUCUGUCUCAUCUGAUCGUAGGGUCAACGGCCAAGAUGCAGGCCGCUCGGAAUCCUCCGAAGCCAGAGCUAUGCGAGAAAAAGAGGCCCGAUUCUCUACUCUUGGACGCCGCCUUAAGCACGAGGCUGACACGGCAAUGAGAGGUGGUGCCGGCGGUAGCUCGCGGGAGCCUGAUCUGAACAGAGCCUUUGUGAUUAGCACGGAAAGUUUGCUGGCUUUUAUGGCCGGCUUCCAGGCGCAAAACAUCUAUCGUGGGUUGUGCAAUAAGAGGAGCGACCCGGCUGGAUGGUCCAGCCUGUUCCCGCUGCUCGAAUUUAUCCAGGGCCAAAUGAAGAGGCAAGAGGCGCACACUCGUCGGUUCCUCCCUCUCUAUGUCUCGGUUCUCAACCUCAAUGUCAUGGCCAUUACUGAGCUGAUUCGGUGCCAUGUGGCAACCGAAAACCCAAUUCUCCCACCUCCAGAUUGGGUACGGCUCGAGCGGUCACGACUCCGACUCUACUCUCAGAUUAACGAGGCUCUCAGUAGCAUCGAGAGUCCUUCUCUGCAUCCCCAGAUCUUCUAUACGCUGGACGAAACGACGGCGGAAACUCUUCGAGUGCUCAGGCACUGGUGCCGCCAUGAGGACGUCGACUGGACUCCUGACGCUAACCUCGAAGCGUCUGUCGCUCCCGGGGGCCACUGA